Messenger RNA from Colletotrichum tamarilloi, 1101 nucleotides. RefSeq lists its product as uncharacterized. Lineage: Eukaryota; Fungi; Ascomycota; Sordariomycetes; Glomerellales; Glomerellaceae. The transcript has 2 exons. The coding region runs from base 1 to 1101 and encodes 366 amino acids. The record is from RefSeq and is a predicted model, not a curated record.
AUGCGGUCCAUCUAUUCUUCGGCUAAGUUCACGAUUGUGGCAGUAUCUGCAAAGCACGCUGACGAGGGUUUCGAAGUGCAGCGAAGCGCGGCUGUUUCGUCAGAGUGCAACUCUAUCGACGAUCUUAAUACGCUCUUGGCAGAAUCAUCCUGGGGUAGUCGAGGCUGGUGUUACCAAGAACAAGUAUUAUCUCAUCGAGCAGUUCUUUUCACUUGCAAGGGAAUUUUCUUUCAGUGUCAGAAGGCCACAUAUCACUUGGACGGUACAGUACUAUCGAAGACAAGUUACACGUCAAAACUUAGCACUUUCUGCUGGCGGACAGCCGAACAUAACCCCCAUCUACGAAAUCCGAAUUUCCCUAGUUGGUCCUGGCUUGGCUGGGAUGAUGUAGUCUCCUUCGAUAGAGUCCUCAUUCGCAUAGCUCGCACAAGUCAGAUUCUUGGAGGCGAUCGCCCACGAGACUUGAGGAAUCGAUCAACGACGCAUCCUAUUUAUCAGCUCCGGCAGCCAGUGCCAGAGCUGUCGGAGUUUCCUGCAAGCGAUGGCUUUGGAUUCCCCACAAGCACAGGUUCCGGAAUGUUUGUAGAUCUUGGUUGGCCUUCCAUGUCAAUCACCACGAGCUCAGCAUAUCUUUGUAUUUCGGCACGCCCGCAACAAAUCCGAAAUCGCAACGGUCUAUACGCCGUAUUCCCAACCAUUUGCAGCCAAAGCAACGCAACUCAAAGGGCCAACUUGUCAUGGCACCACGAAGUGGCCACUUUUGAUACCACCACACGUCAAGCGGGUCAGCAAAACGUGUCAUACGACAUCCGUGACCAUGACAGACAUCAAGGAUGUGAAGCAGAUACACCACUGGGUCACAUAUGGUUAGAUCUCAACUGGCGUGACAGUCAACCCGAGUUUCGCGUUAUGAAGUUUAUUGCUCUUGGUGGCCACUUGGAAUCUGAAGGGUCCGGCAACUGGCAAAUCACCAUGUUAAUGUGUCUUUUGGAAGUGGCUACAGAAUCUCAUUGGGAACGAUUCCAAAUUAUGGAUUGCUCGAUUCAACAGAGUUACUGGCUCAAGAUUAGUGGAUCUUGGGACAUGUUGUACAUCCAGUAG